This is a messenger RNA of Mycetomoellerius zeteki, 1492 nucleotides long. RefSeq names its product palmitoyltransferase ZDHHC3. Bases 474 to 1337 code for a protein of 287 amino acids. The record is from RefSeq and is a predicted model, not a curated record. The transcript is spliced from 7 exons. NCBI's taxonomy places the organism in Eukaryota, Metazoa, Arthropoda, Insecta, Hymenoptera, Formicidae. Gene Ontology annotation, molecular function: palmitoyltransferase activity.
CGUGCACAUGGCUCUAAUCUGACAGGCAAUUCUAAGGGAAGAGAGACAGAGGACAAAAAUUAACGUGGAGUGUUAUUGAUAAUACGAAUUAAUUUGCUUCUUCUUGGCCUGAUAUGCCUACUCGCGAUUCUCGGAAAUAAAACAAACAUCUCUGUAUUUUUGUUUGCGAGCCACGCUGUUGUACAUACUCUUCGUGCUGCACGCUUUUCGUCGCUCGAUCAUAGGUAUAGGUGAAGUCCGAAAAAUCUGUCACACGCGCCGCAGGCAUUCGCUGUGCACGCUGGUACGCGCGUCUUUCGAUGUUGUGAUGCGAAAUGUUAUGAUGGCAGGCAUCACACGUUAUUCUUCACGGACGCGUGUCGUUACACCGUGAUGCAUGUGAUUGUAAAUUUUUGUGUGUACAAAGGAGGUAUCACUGAUUACCCUUAUGUCUUAUAAAAAAUAUAGUUGUUCAGUGAACAGCAGUUUCAACGAUGGAUUGCGAUUACAUGACCUUCUACAGGGAGAAAGACUUUCAUAAUAGAUGCUGCGGUGGAAAGCUUUGGUGUAUUAAGGAUAUAUGUGGAAUCAUAUGUGCAGUAUUAACAUGGCUAUUGAUAAUCUAUGCAGAAUUCGUAGUGAUGGCAGUAAUUCUUAUUCCUACAAUAAAUACAUUGUAUUCCAGUUUAAAUAUGGCCAUUUUCCAAUCUUUAGCAUUCCUGGCCUUUGCGUCGCAUCUAAGAACCAUGUUUACAGAUCCGGGUGCAGUACCGAAAGGCAAUGCAACGAAAGAGAUGAUACAACAAAUGGGAUUUAGAGAUGGACAGGUUAUUUUUAAGUGUCCAAAAUGUUGUUCUAUUAAGCCCGACAGAGCUCAUCAUUGCUCUGUUUGCCAAAGAUGUAUCAGGAAAAUGGAUCACCAUUGUCCAUGGGUUAACAAUUGUGUAGGGGAAAAUAAUCAAAAAUACUUCGUACUUUUUACUUUUUAUAUAGCGGGCAUAUCACUGCACUCUCUAUUUCUGUGUGUACAACAAUUUACCAUGUGUGUCAGACAAGAAUGGAGAGAAUGUUCCACAUUCAAUCCACCAGCAACGGUGGUGUUAUUAUUAUUUCUAGCAUUCGAGGCACUGUUAUUUGCCAUUUUUACUGCUGUAAUGUUAGGCACGCAACUGCAAGCUAUUUGGUAUGAUGAAACUGGUAUAGAACAACUUAAAAAGGAGGAAGCUCGAUGGGUUCGCAAUAGCAAAUGGAAAUCAAUUCAAGCGGUUUUUGGAAGAUUUUCGAUAGCUUGGUUUUCCCCCUUUACCUCACCUCCUAACGCAAAAACGAAAUUAGAUUCUUAUCUAUAUUCUGUUUAAAUUAUAUUUUGAUACGUAUAACCAUGACUUACAUUUAGAGGAAUACUUAAGGUACAUAAAUACUAUAAUGAUGUUCGAUUAGUAUACAGGCUGAUUCCUGAAAUUGCGACGGACUACAACUCUUCUUUUAAAAUUUUGAAUGAAGAGAAAUGAUG